This is a messenger RNA of Erigeron canadensis, 2073 nucleotides long. Its product is annotated as protein CNGC15b-like. Gene Ontology annotation, biological process: transmembrane transport; monoatomic ion transport. The record is from RefSeq and is a predicted model, not a curated record. Gene Ontology annotation, molecular function: monoatomic ion channel activity. The coding region runs from base 1 to 2001 and encodes 666 amino acids. Gene Ontology annotation, cellular component: membrane. The transcript is spliced from 6 exons. NCBI's taxonomy places the organism in Eukaryota, Viridiplantae, Streptophyta, Magnoliopsida, Asterales, Asteraceae.
AUGACCAAUUCUAAAAGAUAUGUCAGAUUUGAUGCUGAUGUUGAUGUUGAAACGGCUGAGCCAGAUCCUUCAUCUUUGAAGAAAGAUGACCCAAAAAUCGCGAGAAAGCUUUCACGAGCUUUUUCAGAAGAUUAUGCAAAAACCGACAAGACGAUACUUGAUCCACGAGGCGAAGCUACUCAUAAAUGGAACCAACUGUUUCUAAUAGCGGCUCUUUUCUCACUUGCUGUGGACCCUCUUUUCUUCUACCUGCCGGUGAUCAAGGAGGACAUGUGUUUGGAUGAAGAUGUCACACUUAAGAUAACACUCACUAUCAUCCGUACAAUGGUUGAUUUGAUGUAUGCAAUCAAGAUAUAUGUUAGGUUCCGUACAGCUUAUGUUGCACCUUCAUCCCGUUUGCUUGGAAGAGGCGAGCUGGUUCUAGAUUCCUCUAGUAUUUCUGAGAGGUAUCUUAAGGGUGAAUUCUGGCUCGACUUCUUGGCCACCCUUCCUGUUCCACAAGUAAUGACUUGGUUCCACAUUGUUGAUACAACAGAAAUGAUGAGUACAAAGACGAGUGUCCUAUAUUUUAUCAUGAUUCAGUUCUUCUUGAGGCUCUAUCUCACAUUUAGACUCGGAACCCACAUUUCUAAGCAAGCAGGUCUUGUGGCUAAUGUGGCAUGGGUUGGGGCUGCUUACAAUCUAUUGCUUUUCAUGUUGGCUGCUCAUGUGAUUGGAGCAAUGUGGUAUCUUUUAGGGAUUGAGAGGCAAGGGCUUUGCUGGGUAGAAGUAUGUGACGCUGAAACAGAAUGUAAACAUCGAUAUUUUGACUGUGUAAAUGUGAAUCUUCCUCUUCGGGAAGCAUGGUAUCCAACGAGCAAUGUCACGCGUAUAUGUGCUGAUACCAAUGAAUAUAAAUAUGGACUGGUUGAGGAUUCAGUUGGCUACAGUAUUGCUUCUGCCACUUUCUUUAAAAAAUACUCCUACUGUCUCUGGUGGGGACUCAGAGGCUUAAGUUCUGCAGGACAAGAACUUCAAGCGAGUCCAUUUCUUGCAGAAUCACACUUUUGCAUACUCAUAGCGAUUACUGGAUUGAUUCUCUUUGCUUUGUUAAUUGGCAAUAUGCAACAAUACCUCGAGUCAAGAACUAAACGACUAGAGGAGUACAGGGUGAAACGAAUGGAUACCGAGCAAUGGAUGCAUCACAGGCAUCUGCCAAAUGAGUUAAGAGAGCGUGUGCGUAGACACGACCUAUACAAAUGGAUUACAACACGAGGGGUUGAUGAAGAAGAAAUUCUCCAGGCCCUUCCACUAGAUAUCAGGAGAGAGAUCAAACGUUACGUCUGUGCUGAGCUCGUUAGAAGGGUUCCUCUAUUUGAUCAAAUGGAUGAGCGUACUGUGGAUGCAAUAUGUGAAAGACUAAAACCCAUGAUCUGCACACCUGGAACUUGCCUAGUUCGAGAAGGAGACCCCACUAAUGAAAUGUUGUUUAUCAUGCGGGGUCACUUAGAUUCCUACACUACAGGCGGGGGGAGAUCUGGUUUCUUGAACCAAUGUGAGAUUGGCCCGGGUGACUUCUGUGGCGAGGAGCUGCUGACGUGGGCACUUGACCCACGUCCAAGUGUCAUCAUUCCAUCAUCCACACGCACAGUCACCGCGAUUACUGAAGUGGAAGCUUUUGCUCUCACAUCAGAAGACUUAAAAUUUGUGGCCACACAGUUCCGUAAGCUGCACAGCAAGAAACUAAGACAUACCUUCAGGGUUCACUCACACCAAUGGAGAACUUGGGCUGCUUGUUUCAUACAAGCAGCUUGGAAACGGUACAAAAGGCGAAAACUAGCUGGACUUCUCAGGGCUAAAGAGAGUCUCAGCAGACGAACUAGAUCAGGGAGAAAGGUAACGGGCUUAUCGACAUUGGAAACAGGAGUAAGAAGAGGCCGUGGAUAUGACGAUGAUGAUGUCAUUCGAAGCCCAGUUCCAAAACCGAAGGAUCCAGAGUUUUUAGAUGACAGUCACCACUGAAUUGAGAUUUUGGUCUAAUACUGCAUGUAAAAACGUUUUGCAUUCUGUAAUUGAUGCCUGAUUCCAAACAUU